Messenger RNA from Sphaerulina musiva SO2202, 2129 nucleotides. RefSeq names its product alcohol dehydrogenase. Gene Ontology annotation, molecular function: zinc ion binding; alcohol dehydrogenase (NADP+) activity. The transcript has 6 exons. Gene Ontology annotation, biological process: alcohol metabolic process. The record is from RefSeq and is a predicted model, not a curated record. Bases 135 to 1136 code for a protein of 333 amino acids. NCBI's taxonomy places the organism in Eukaryota, Fungi, Ascomycota, Dothideomycetes, Mycosphaerellales, Mycosphaerellaceae.
UGCAAAUGCUUCAAUAAUCUUGUUGUUGUUGUUCUACUACUACUACUACUACUCCUCCUCCUCUUCAUCUUCUUCUUCCGAGUACUCCUGGAUCCCUCCUCCCUAUCUGACCAGCACCACCACCACCAUCCACAAUGGUCUCUUUCACCGUGUUCAAGGGCAACGAAGAUGGCAAAGUCCGCAAAGCGACUACCACGAAAGGCGACCUCGUAGAAGACCAAGUCCUCGUCAAGGUCACCGCCUCCGGUCUCUGCGGCACAGAUCUCCACUACCGCAAAACAGACAUGGGGCUUGGGCAUGAAGGUGUCGGAGUGGUAGAGCAAUUGGGUCCACUCGCCACAUACUUGAAGAAAGGCGAUCGCGUCGGAUGGGGAUAUCAACACGACAGCUGUGGUCAUUGCCAGGAAUGUCUGAAGGGCACCGAGACGUACUGCAAAGAACGAGCUAUGUAUGCGUAUGCGAACACGGACCAGGGAUCAUUUGCGAGCCAUGCGGUGUGGAAGGAGGCUUUCUUGUUCAAGAUUCCGGAUGAGAUUAGUGAUGAGGCUGCUGCUCCUCUCAUGUGCGGUGGUGCUACCGUCUUCAAUGCUCUCCAUGCAUACAAUGUCCAGCCUACCGAGACAGUUGGUAUCUUGGGUGUGGGAGGUCUCGGCCAUCUUGCCAUUCAGUUCGCUGCUGCGAUGGGAACCAGAGUCGUUGUCCUCUCGGGAACGGACAAGAAGAAGGAUGAAGCCAUGAAGCUCGGAGCCCACGAGUUCAUCGCAACCAAAGACGUCAAGGAGAUUAAGCCAUCCAAGCCAAUUGACCGCCUGCUUGUCACAAGUUCAGCGCCACCAGAUUGGUCCAUGAUUGUGCCCGCACUCGCGCCUGGUGCUACCAUUCACCCUCUCUCGGUUGUGGAUGAUGGCGACUUCAACAUUCCAUACAUGGCUCUGCUGGUAUCAGGCCUGACUGUGCAGGGGUCAAUCGUGUCUUCUCGCUACAUCCACCAGAGAAUGCUCACGUUUGCGGCUUUGCACAAGAUUGAGCCGAUUGUGGAGAAGUACCCCAUGAACGAACAGACCAUAAAUGAUGUCAUGGAUCGGUUGGACCAGGGCAAGGUGCGCUACCGUGGUGUGUUUGUGCCAGAGCAGUAGACUGUUUCUGGUAGUGGCUGUGUAUUCAGAAGCAAGAGCUGCUUGGGUCCCACGGAAUUUGUGUACUCUUAGAAAAUAUUGAGCGUUCGCCAAUCAAAAUCGUGACGAGUUGAUGAAUUGGACUUUGAUCUUGUCUCCCGUCUUCUAGCUCAAGGUCCCUUCCCGGGAGGCACGUUGAUAACACCCUGAAGGCGAUGAGAGGUGGCUGAAGGGUACAUGCAGCUCACUCGAGCAGUUCUGCAGGGUACUCGAACGUCUUCUGCAGGUGGCCUUUGAAGGUCUCACUAUCAGGCGUAGCAAAACCAGACGGGUUCUUCAUCUCGGGGGGAUUCGUCUCGAUCUCUAUGGUGACCUCUUCGUCCAGGGAGGAAAAGUCCAAUCCAAUGCAUGGCGUCGUAGGCAUCUCUUGGGGCGGUUCGUCACUCACCGGUCCAUCAUUGACCAGACCCACGUCCAUCAUGGCUUGGAACACACCAUCCUUAACACGGUCCUCGCGAUACAGCUUCCGUACUUGGUUGAAGAAGAGAUCGUAGAGCUCUUUGCCUUUGGUAGGAUCUGCAGAAGCAUGGAAGCUGGGCUUGUUGCCUUUCUUUGUAGACGCCAGAAGGGUGAAUUGAGAGACACACAGCACUUCGCCAUUGAUCUCCUGCACAUUCUUCUUCCACUUGCCACCACCCUGCUCGUCAUCCCACAAUUUCACCUUGAGCACUUUGGCAGCCAUGGACUCGACUUCUUUGGCAGUAUCCUCUUUGGCAAUGGCUGCUAGCACCAGCAGGCCUUUCCCAAUCGUCGAUAUGAGCUGACCAUCGACGGUCACAGAAGCAGACUUGACGCGCUGAAUCACGGUCUUCAUGGCGGCGGUAGGUGGUAGCCGUCGGCCGUGUGCACCUGGACAGGACCAGUAUGCGCUGCAGAUGGAUAUGACCAGGUCGAGUGUAAUGCAGAUGCAAGUGAAUAACAAUAAUGCUGGUGGCGGCAGAGCCCGAAAGACUG